This is a messenger RNA of Cokeromyces recurvatus, 813 nucleotides long. RefSeq lists its product as uncharacterized. The transcript has 2 exons. Lineage: Eukaryota; Fungi; Mucoromycota; Mucoromycetes; Mucorales; Mucoraceae. Bases 1 to 813 code for a protein of 270 amino acids. The record is from RefSeq and is a predicted model, not a curated record.
AUGUUAAAUGCUUCAUUAGUUGAUAGGCUUACAAAAGACAAUGAAAAAUUGAAACAAGAUUAUACCAUUAUACAACAAACAUUAACAUUAUUAAAAGAUGAAAACAAGACAUUAACCGAUUCUGUAAAUAAACUCAAAGAAAAAGUAGACUAUUUACAAACAGCUUUAAACGAAUCCCAUCAAGAACUUAAUACUUAUAGUGAACGACAAACAACGAUACUAAGUGAACUCAAUAAUUUAAAGGAAACCAUAAUGGAUAAUAAUAGUCUACUAUCAAGGCAAAACAAUGACGAAAAUAAUGUUACAACAUCUAAUUUAUUAUCAGUAGUAGCAGCCCGUAGUAUUCCAGCUCCUUCUAAAGUCAUGGUAGAUGAUCAGAAAAAGAAAGAUAAUCGACUAGUUGAACUAAGACGAAUGACAAGAGAAUAUAUGAAAGUGAGUGAUGAAGAAGCAGGCCUUCGAUUGUAUAAACUUCAAAAGACAAUGAUUCAUGUUGUGUCUGAUUUAAAAAAAUAUAUGAAAGAAAGAAAUGAAGAUAUUAGUAAAUCAUGGAAGUCAAUUGAUAUUAAUACACAGCGAGUAGCAUUUGAAAUGGUUGAACGUGAAGCGUCCAGUUUAGGUGUGCCCUUACAUAUGUGUAUUGGUUAUUGGGGUGCUCGAAGACUAAUUAGUAAAUCAUGGGCAAAUGCUUUAAGGACGACGAAGAAACACAUAAAAUUAGAAGAUUCUGAAGAAUCAAGUAAUAAGUCAGUAACAGCAAAAGAGUUACAUCCUUCUAACGAAAGACAAGUUAAAAGACUCAAGUUAAAUUAA